CCACAUUCAGAGCAUCUAGUCGCAUGUUGUUGCCGGAUGACAUUUUGCAAGACAGGAAACGAGAGAAGCAGUGCGAUCGGACCAACGAAGACUAUCUUGUCAUCCUUAGCGCUCGCAUUUAUACCACAACAGUUGUAAAUCAGGUGAGUCCUCCUAUGAAGGUGUUUGAAUUUUGUUUGAUGUGUCCUUGAGAGGAGAGACAAAAUUUGAGUCACAUAGUCUGAACAUCUGAAAUGGGCACCGAGGAGAAAGAUUUAGAGCCUACAGCUCAGCAUGCACCAAAAGAGCAGGGAUCACCAGAGAAAGAAAAGGAAUCUCCUGUGGAGCCUCCACAAGGGCAAACAUCUGCGACCAGUGACCCCCUCAACACGUACAAGUGGCAUACCGGCUCCAGGGGAACACUCGAUGAGGUGAAAGAAGAGGGAAAUGGAGGAGCAGCUUCUUCCACAUCUACGAUCGAUAGGAUUCAAAAGGCUUCUACCAACAAGUGGAGCAAGAUGCAAAACUGGCGUAAGGCCCUGAGCGAGGAUCCUGGAGACAAAAAUUCACCCAGCGGGAAAAAUGGAGAAGGAACCAAGCCAGAUAAAAGCACUGGAGGAAACAAGAAGAACCCCUUCAGAAGGGCCUUGUCCGAGCCCCCUGGGUCUCUGUUUGCAGCCCUGUCCCCUUCUUCCAGCUCUGCCACCUCAGCUCACGAAACAUCACCAGCUGCUGCAGAGGCCUCGGGGGUCUCCUCCACAGACCCUUCACAGAAAGGAGGUGGAGGAACGCUCUUCAAAAAGUACCUGAGGACUGUGUCCCAGAAGUUCAAAAGGCCCAGGCUGCAGAGUCGGACCAGUACGCCCAAUUUGCUGCAAGAUACGGGUGAAUCGGCAUCAGUUGUACCCACUGGUUGUGCUGUCCCAAAACUACAGUGGGUCCCGACCCAGGAGGUCCCCUUAUGGGACAUUAGCAACUGUGUCCUUGAAGAUGGACAAAUUCUCAUUUCUCAAGAGGAAGAGCCGAUGACAUGGACCCGAAGUCGUUUCAACAGCUGCCUGUCCAACAUCAGCAUGCAGAACCUCGUAGAUAUCGACACAGAAUGUACCCCUGACCACAUGGGCCUGCAGAAUAGCCCUCGACCAAAGCACCAAGAUGGUGGUGUGAAGGCACGUAUCAGACGACAUUUUGAAAAUAAGACCAAGAGGAAUAGCAACACGCAACUAAACCCAAUAGGAUUAAACAAAGGAAGCAGGCAUUAUGGUUCCCGGGAGUCUGUGUCAAUUCCUCUCAGUGCAAUGGGGAGUCUGGAUCUAAGUGCAGACACCAGCACUGUCAUCAGGCCAGUCCACAGCUCCAUCCUGGGGGAGAAGUACUGCUUUGAGGUGAUAAACUCUGAGAACACCCACUGCUUUGGCUGCUCCUCAGCUGCCGAACGUGACCGUUGGAUUGAAGACUUGAGACGGGCUGCCCAGCCCAAUAAGGAUAACAUCGAGCGCACAGAGAACUCCUUGAGUCUGUGGGUAAAUGAAGCUAAGGAUCUCCCACCCAAACGAUGUUAUUACUGUGAGGUACACCUGGAUGGAACCCUGUUUGCCCGCACCAGCAGCCGGGCCAUAGGCAAGCCAUCUAACCGCUCCAGCCUAGCAGGGGAUAUCACUACUGGGUCUUCAGGAGGCCUAGGGGCCAGCGGAGGUGUGGCUGGCGGGUGUCAGCUCUUCUGGGGUGAAUUCUUUGAGCUAGACAACUUGCCCUGUAUAUCUCAAAUCACCCUGCAUCUCUUCCGCGAAGAAGAUCCCAAGAAAAAGCGUCACUCCCGAGAUGAGUCCAGCCUGCACCCACUGGGCAGCGUGUCCAUACCUUUAGAUGAGAUCAGAGGGAGGACCUAUCAGGAGAAGUGGUAUCCUGUCACUCCAUACAAAGCCUCGGGCACAGUGGGGAGCAAAGAACUACUGGGGCCACAGGCUUCACUCCGUAUCAAGGCCCGUUUCCAGAAUUUGCAAGUGUUGCCAAUGGAGAAAUACAAAGAAUUUGCUGAAUAUGUGACGGUGGAUUAUGUGGAAAUGUGCAGAAGCCUGGAGCCACUUCUGAAUGUGAAGGAGAAGGAAGAGCUGGCAGGAGCUCUGGUUCAUGUACUGCAGAGUAUUGGCAAAGCCAAGGAGUUCCUUGUUGACUUGGGCAGUGCAGAAGUUGAGCGCCUUGGGGAAAAGGAGGCAAUGAUCUUCAGAGAGAACACACUGGCCACUAAAGCCAUAGAUGAGUAUAUGAAGCUGGUUGGCCAGAAGUACCUCAUUGACACACUAGGGGACUUUAUCACUCGUCUUUAUGACUCAGUGGAGAACUGUGAAGUUGACCCUCGUAAAUGCCCUGCAUCUGACCUUUCAAGUAACCAGAAGCACUUGAAGGAAGCCUGUGAGGAGGUGGUGCAAAAGAUUAUCAACACCCAUGGACCGUUUCCCGAAGAGUUAAACAAGAUCUUCUCCAACUGGGUGGAGCUGUGCGAAGACCUGGGCAGACAGGAGAUUGGCCAGCGACUCAUCUCUGCUUCCCUUUUCUUACGUUUCUUAUGUCCCGCUAUCCUCAGUCCUUCUCUUUUUGGCCUGACACAGCCUUAUCCGGAGCCAAACACUCUGCGUACCCUCACCUUAACUGCCAAAGUCAUCCAGAAUCUGGCCAACUUCACCCUGUUUGGAGAAAAGGAGGAAUACAUGCUCUUUAUGAACGAAUUCCUGCAGCAACACUGGGACGGAAUGAGGAACUUUCUCCAAACAGUGUCCAGUUUAGACACUGAAAUCCCAAUGACUUCUUUUGAUGGUUAUGUGGACCUGCCUCUGCGCUUGGCUGUGUUGCAUGGCUUGCUGGUAGACAUCAUCUAUCAGAGGGAUCAGCACACAGUUGACAAGCUGCACCCUCUGCCUUCAAUUUUGAACCAGAUAACAGAGUCCCUGGGCCCUGAAGCACCUCGGAUCAUAGUUAGCAGUCAAAUGGCACCAGCCAAGCCAGUGUACAUUCCUCCAAAAGACUUGAGCAAGUACAGUCCUCACCAAUCAUCCCUUCAGCAACUUCCGGUGGACUCCAAAGGCCUACGAGAUGUGGAUGUCAGGACUCGGAGGAGUAACCAGAAAGAUAGGAAGCCAGUAACCAGAACUCAGAGUGCUCCACACAGACGUCCUGGUCACCCAAAACAUACCCUGAAGAGGCAGACAAGUUCUGAAACACUGCCAACACCUGACGACGAACAAGAGAUAGAAGAGGAGAGAGAAGAGACACAUCAGCCACUUAUCUCAUCACCAAAAACUAGUGGCAGUAUCAAACGUCCUCCCGCACCAGUUCCCUGGAUCAAAGUCAAUCACAACAGGGAGUCAAGUGAGAUGAAGACCGAAAAUGAGCAAUUCAGCUUACUGGAUAGGCAUGCUCAAGAGCUAUCAGAGCUUCGUCUGGGAAUAGAGCAGGUGACAGAGCGUGAGCUUGACAUGGCAAAGCGCUUGGAGGACUUCAUUAUCCAAAGUCAGGACCAGAAUGCAAUGCUGCAGGCUGAAGUGAAAGAGCUCCAGAAUCUUCUGGCUAUGCGAGAAGAGCAACUUGCCAGCGCCACCUUCAGGCUGGGUGUGAUUGAGGAGGAGAGGGAAGAAGAUGAGAGAAAGCUAAGUGUUGCCCUUGCAGCAGCUGAGCGAAUGAAUGUACUGGAGGAACAGUUUGCAGGCCUGAUGAAGGACCUACAACAGCUAAGUGAGGCCUACAAUAGUGGCCCAAACAACGUACAGCACCCUGAGAAGCCACACAUCAACAGCAACUGAGCCCUGAUAGUGAAAAGAUUUAGAGCUGCACAGUGCUGUGUAAAUAUGUAGAGUUCAUGUGGAAACCAUUGCCUGCAGACACAAUUCUGGUUUACUGAUGAGGUGUGUACUUUUUUACAUAUUCAGAAUGAAUUGGAGUGGGCACACUCUGAAGACAAAAUCACCACAUCUGUCUGCAUUUCAGCUUCUAAUGUAACUCGGUUGCAAAAUGUUUUUUACUUUGACUCUCUGAUAAACAAAAAAAACAUAACCUGACAUGUUUUCUUCAGUACAAUAAAUAUAAGUGUCAUUGUAA
Messenger RNA from Scatophagus argus, 4071 nucleotides. RefSeq names its product RAS protein activator like 3 (gene rasal3). The transcript has 19 exons. Bases 234 to 3776 code for a protein of 1180 amino acids. The record is from RefSeq and is a predicted model, not a curated record. Gene Ontology annotation, biological process: regulation of GTPase activity. NCBI's taxonomy places the organism in Eukaryota, Metazoa, Chordata, Actinopteri, Scatophagidae.